UUUGCUUUUGUGUGCAGUCGGAAACGGUAAGCAAAAACGAUCUGUUCACACACCGUUUUGGACUGAAUCGACAUUGCUUGAUGACGCGAAUAAAGGCAAUAAUGUUACAAAUAUCAUGGCGGAUCUUUGGAUUGUUGACAAGUUUAUAAGUGGAAGAAUAUGGUGACAAAACGGAUCAGAUCCGAAUAUAUGAAGAAAUUCAAGGAUCCAAAAUGGGAGACUUAUGCAAAAUGUUACGAGGAUUUGGUGAAGUACAGAUUGUCAAGGCGAUUGCUGGAGCAGGCACAUAACCCUUGGUUUUGGGAUGAAUGUGAAAGUGACAACGAUUCCAGUGGAAAAUCAACACCUCUAAGCAAAAAUAAAGUCGAACCGCUGCAACUAGUGGAAGAAACUCCAUCAGAACCAAGAGCAACAAACGAAACAGCAGGUCAAGCUGUCUCUGGACCGAAUGAAACGAAACAUGAAAGAGAAAUUACACAGUCUGUAGAACAAGACACAAGAGACGUUGAACCUCAGGAAAAGCAGGAUGGCAAAAGCUGGGAAUCCCCCCGUGCUGUCCAGCCAGAAACAGACAUCUGUGCCCAGACCAAAGCAAAGGGCAAAUCCCACAAUUCACACAAGCUAUCCAGGUCUAAAACUAAGCAAAAGAUCACUAAAGACAUUGACAAAGAGAGUAAACACCCUUUUGCUAUGUAUGGUGCAGGAGAGAGAUCAGUAGAGAUGGCCUCCAGAAAAACCCAUAAUGUAGGUCCAGCUGCAUCAACCAAAGAGAUUCAUGAAUCUGCAUUACGAGCUAAAACCAGGCGAGAGGUUGAGAAACAUAUGAAGAGAGUUGACAAGCGAAGGGCAAAAUCGGCUGACCAGGAGAAGAUGAACAAAAGCAAAAUCUCACCUGAUUACAACCCCUGGAUGACAGAGUAUAUGCGGUGUUUUUCUGCUAGGUCUCGAUAAUGUCCUAUACACUUAAUUAUAUCACACAAAUUCAGUUAAAACAAUGGACAAACACCUCAGGCUCCAAACACUGUAUGUGAUCAUUGUAUGUUCUCCAUCGCACUCUUCUUGGAGUACUGUCUUGAAGCAUCCAAUUAAUGCAGUUUACCUGUUAAUACCAGAACAAAAUUGCUACUUUUCUAUUUUUAGCUGGUAUUGUCUGCGUAAUUUCCAUACUUUUAAAAAAUAAUGGAUUUUCAGUGUUUUUACAUGUCAAAUUCUAGUGCCACAUUUAGUUACUUGUGCAUACUGAAAGGAAUAGUAUCUGUUCACUAACUGUUAUGUUCUGUCUUAAUCUUAGAACUCAAAUUCUGUUUUAAGGGCACUAGUCUAGAUUAUAGAUGUUAAUAAUGUGGUUCCCAGGAACUACGUGUGUUGGUUUACUCUCUCAUGCAUUCCAUUGUUCAUUCCACAGGGGACAUCUCAUGUCUGGUUUAAUGUGACGAUGUAGUCAGUAGGUAUUUGUUCUUAAACAAAUAUAACACAGUUCUUGUUUUAGCCAGUUAUGGAUAUCUACAACACUUCAGUUGAAUGUUUACAUUUGUACACUCAUCAACUGAUUUUGAAGCCCUUCAUAAGCUGCAUGAAAACAUCCUGGGUCAAGUUCUUUAUCUAUGUUAUAUACAAGUUGAAGAGGGAUUAAUUAGAACAUGAUCCCUAAACUAAACUUUUUUUUAAAAAGACAUUUGUAAUGAGACGCUUAUAAUAACUAUGUAGGACAGUGUUCCUGCUCUGUUGCACUAUUUCAUUGUUUUUGCUUUACCGUCGAUGUAAAUUGACCCAUUUCGGGCUAUUUCUGUCUUAGAACCAGGAAGAGGUUUCUUUUCUGGGCUGGCAGAUAUGAAAGCACAUAAACCGACUCAAAAUCUUUCACAUUUUUACCUAUGUGAUCUUAUUACAGCAUUCAGGGUAGCUCACCAAAGUAAAAUCAUGAAUAACUGAAACCUGCUAAAGAUGUCUAGCAAGCCUUGGGGGCUAGAUUCCCAGAGGAAGAAUGAGAUUCUGCGAUCAAAUGUGACCAAAGGACACUUCUGUGAUGGACAAUAUGUGAGGUGGGAACAGCUGUUGUAUAAUGUAUAGAAAUGGUGAAUACAAAUGGGAUUCUUGGUAGUCAAUAGACGUUUGUAACGGUGCAUUUAAAAAAAAUAAUAAUAAUAAUAAUUCUUUAUACAAAGUCAUUACUUACCAUUGGACACUUCAGAGGAUACAUAUUUUCGUUUAGUAGUGAUCCUUUUAUGGUAUUGAUAAUGAAGCCAUAAUGUUGCUCCUGAGCCACUGAAGCAAAAAGGUGAUUUACUGCCACUGUCUGUAAAGAGUCAAGGAAGCUGCUCUGAAGAACUCUGAAGGGUGUUUUAGAUUUAUUAGUGUUUGGACAUUUGCCUGUGUUAAAUGUACAUAAGUAUAUUGUGUAGAACUAAUAGGAUUCUGCAUCAUAGAAGGCGGAGUAAUGGGACUUUUUCUUAGACUCUUGCAAAGAGAGUUUUUAUAUUAUACAACAUAUUUUAGCAUAACUUUAAUUGGUCAUAGUUUGAUAAAAAGAAUGGCCAAUAAUUGAGGUUUAAAUUUAUAUCUCUUGCUGUUUUUGCUUAGUGAACUUGAAUUAAGUCAAGUGUUUUCAGGCUUUGGACAAAUUGUGUACCUAAUGUAUUAAUAAAUUUAAAAACAAUUACCAUAUUGCAUAUGUGAUAUGCUGUUACUCCAUACAAAACUCAUUUUAAUGUAAAAAGUAUAAAAAGCUAAUCAUAACAGAAGUCGGUGCUUUCUCAAGAGUAUCAGUGAAGAUGAGUUAAUGUGAGGUCACUGUGAAGUUUAUGAUCAUUGUAUUGAUACAGUAUUACUGUGUUACUUCCUAAACAAUCUUUUUUUUUUUAUAACAAAUAUAAUGCCAAGCUUAUGUUCUCAAUAUCUCACUGUUUUAACAGUGAACAAUUUUACAGUGUACAUUGUGAUAUAUGCUUUCAUUAAAACUACAUGCAGAAUAACUCACCCUUAGUUUUAUGACAUCCUGAUGCCGACAGACUUGCUUGGGAUUUCUUAGCCCUUUAGACAGGUGAUCUUUUUGAUCUAUUUAGAAUAAUAGUUUCCUAUACUAUGAAAUAGUAUUUGAUGAGUAGCACAAUUUAUUCUAAAAAGAAAGACUGACUCUCUAUUGUCAGAGGAAGGAACUUGUACCAAUCAUGACCCAUUUUUAAUCAUGACUGAUUAAUGAAUUCAUGGCAGUAUACUCACCAACUUGUAUUUGAAUUCUCUGGUAAAUAAACAUAAGCAAUAAUUAAACAUUUCUGAUAUGAGGAUGUGUCAUUGACAGUUAAAUAACUGCACUAAUUAAACUUGGAUGAAGCAGGAUUUUAAAACUGAAUGUUUUAAUUCUGGUAUCAGUACAAUAAACCUGCCUACCUUUGGUUACUAAUGCUCUUCUCCAUUCACAGGUUUAUUCCCCAAAAUCAAGAAUAAUUUGUAAUCCUAAUAAAUGUAUGUUUUUAAUGAUGAUAACUA
Molecule: messenger RNA, 3486 nt
Organism: Electrophorus electricus (electric eel)
Lineage: Eukaryota; Metazoa; Chordata; Actinopteri; Gymnotiformes; Gymnotidae
Gene: ccsapb
Product: centriole, cilia and spindle-associated protein b
Biological process (GO): regulation of mitotic spindle assembly
Cellular component (GO): centriole; ciliary basal body; spindle
Molecular function (GO): microtubule binding
Source: RefSeq, a predicted model, not a curated record